Messenger RNA from Myzus persicae (green peach aphid), 2784 nucleotides. RefSeq names its product nucleolar MIF4G domain-containing protein 1 homolog. Gene Ontology annotation, biological process: ribosomal small subunit biogenesis. Gene Ontology annotation, molecular function: protein binding; RNA binding. The transcript is spliced from 12 exons. The record is from RefSeq and is a predicted model, not a curated record. Bases 196 to 2688 code for a protein of 830 amino acids. Gene Ontology annotation, cellular component: nucleolus. Lineage: Eukaryota; Metazoa; Arthropoda; Insecta; Hemiptera; Aphididae.
AGCGAACACCAAACCUAACCGGCAAGUGGUAACUGCUGAAUGAUUUCCAUUUACAUUCGUAAAUACUAUAGAUCCAUAAAGACAUGUUACAUUCGACCUCAUAGAAUAUUAGAUAUUUAAUAGUUCAAUAAAUAUUCAUUGUGUAUAAUUGUAUAAUUUACGGUUCCAUCAAUACUGUGAUACGAAAUUCUCAAAAUGAAAGCCAAAUCUUCGGUGAAGACCAGCUCAGAACAACGGUUUGUUUUCAAAUCGAGGAAAGCCGAACGUAAAGCCAUGCGCCAAAUGAAAAAACAGAAGAAAGGACACUUGCAGCAAGUGAUAACUAAAGAACUUACAGUACAAAAGGUAAAUGCCAAAAAAAAAUUACCAAAAACAUCAAACACAACUGACUGGCGAGUAUUGGAUAGAAAUAAAGAAAAAGUUGAAGAAAUUAAAUUACAAAAACAAUUUGAGAAAAGUCGUCGUGAGCAAAUGAAACAUGCUAAUGAAGAUGAAGAUAAAGAGAUCAAAAGAUUGGCCAAACAUUUAAAGUUAGAUAAAAAGAAAACCAUUGGAAAAUCUUUUAUUGAUGAUGGACUCGAUUAUUUGUUGGAUGUGUGUGAUCCCGAGACACGUAAGAACUGUUCAUCUUUAAAAGAAAGUUUGAUGGAUAUUGAUUCAAAUUUUGAUGAUGAUUAUAAUACUGUUAAUGCUUUAAAAAAAAAUAAAAAAAAGAAGGAACCAGAAAUUCAAUCCAAAAAAAAAGUAACUUUUGAUUGUUCUGAUAACUCAUCUAAUGAAGAAACUUUUAAUUAUGAACAUGAUAAUGAAAAUGAAUCUGAUGAAGACAUUUUGAAUGAUGAGUUUGAAGACGAAAGUUUAUCUGGUGAAGAAACUCUUGAUGACGAUUGUGAUAAUGAAAGUAUGUCCAAUGAAGAACAUUUUGGUAAUGAUGAUAAUGAUGAUGGCGAUACAUUUGAUUACAACCAUGAAGAAGAAUUUAAUUAUGAUGAUGAGAAAGAAGACAAAUUUUCUGACAGUGAACCUAAUGAAGAUGAAGAUUUAUCAGAUAAUAACGAUGAUACAAAAACUAUAAGUACAAAAGAAGAUAUUUAUGGUAGAAUAAGGAAAUCUGAUGGCACUAUAGUGGAACAGUCAAUAACUUACAUACCUCCACAUUUAAGGAAAAAACAAAAUGAAGAAUCUGAACAACUUAAACGCCUCCGACAACAAGUUAAAGGGCUGUUAAAUAGAUUGGCAGAAACUAAUAUGCAUAGCAUUAGUCGACAGAUUGAAGAUCUCUAUCAAGUGAACAGCCGAAAUAAUAUGAACGAAACACUAUAUAAAUGUAUAUCUGAUGCUAUAAUACGUUCAGAAUGUGUAUCACCAUACAGAAUAAUUGUAGAAAGUAGUACAUUAUUAACAGUUUUACAUACAAAUGUUGGAAGUGAAAUCGGUGCAUUUUUUUUACAAAGUUUGGCAACUAAAUUGAAUAUACUUAUUGAAAGUAAUGAUAUAAAAGUUGAAGAUAAAGAAUUAGAUAAUAUUGUACUAUUGUUGUGUUGUCUGUAUGCUUUUAAAGUAUUCCAUGGUGGUUUUAUUUUUGAAAUUUUAGAUAAAUUACUUAUUAAAUUUGAAGAAAAGCAUAUUGAUUUAAUUCUAAGUAUUUUAAGAACUAUAGGAUUUAACCUUAGAAAAGAUAAUCCUGCAUUAAUCAAAAAGCUAUUAUUAGACAUACAAAAAAAAAGUGCAGAUACUUGUGAAUCAACAAUAAGCUCUAGAGUAAAAUUUAUGUUGGAAAUUCUGUCAGCAAUAAAAAAUAAUAAUGUAAAUAAAAUACCUACUAGUUCAGAACAAUGUUACUCAACAUACAUUGAGCAUGUACAAAAAGUUAUACGUACUUACUACAAGUAUAAUAAAACUCCAGCAGAAUUAGCUAUAUCCUAUGAAGAUUUACUUAAUGCUGAUAAUAAAGGUCGUUGGUGGAUUGUUGGUUCAGCUUGGAAGGGUGAUGAACAGAAAAAUAAUAACAAUUUACAGAAAAAAGACAUGUACGAUAAAAAACUACUAGAUAUGGCCAAAAAAUAUCGGAUGAAUACUGAUACAAGGAAAAAUAUUUUUUGCAUUUUAUUCACUGCUGAGGACUAUUUGGAUGCUUUUAACAAGCUUGUGAGAUUAGGUCUGAAAGGUCUUCAACAAGAAGAAAUUGUCAGUGUUUUAAUUCAUUGUUUAUUAGUUUAUAAAGUGUAUAAUCCAUUUUUUGCUUAUGUUGCACAACAAUUGUGUCAAUCCAAUAGAAAAUAUCAAGCAUUUUUCAAAAAAUCAAUAAAUGUGCGUUUAGAAGAAAUUGACAAUUUGAAAAAAAAUCAAAUACCAAUUCUGGCAUCAUUUUUAGCACAGAUGUUGCGCAAUCAUUCACUCCCUAUCACAAUUUUAAAAAAUGUUGACUGGGGAAGCCUGAACAAACUGAUGGUGAGUUUUGUUCGACAGACUUUGAUUAAAGUGUUACAAGAUAUUGAUGAAGAAGAAACCACCAAUAUAUUUCUAAAAGCAUCAAAAAAUCCUACUUUACAGUUUUUCCGUGAAGGUCUUACAUUGUUUUUAAGUCAUUUUCUUAUUAAAAAUGUUUCAAAAGACAUUAGUGACAAUAAAUUAGAAUUGUUAACAAACAGAGUAAAAGUUGCACAAGCCGCAUUAAACCGCUGCUAAUGUGUGCAUGUGUGUACUACACACAUCUGGAAGCCCUGUUUUGCUCUAAUUGGAUUUAAACUUACUAAUGACAUUAAACAUAUUGUUUAUGAUUCA